This is a messenger RNA of Ordospora pajunii, 462 nucleotides long. RefSeq names its product putative ubiquitin. The transcript has a single exon. Lineage: Eukaryota; Fungi; Microsporidia; Ordosporidae. Gene Ontology annotation, cellular component: nucleus. Bases 1 to 462 code for a protein of 153 amino acids. Gene Ontology annotation, biological process: protein sumoylation. The record is from RefSeq and is a predicted model, not a curated record. Gene Ontology annotation, molecular function: ubiquitin-like protein ligase binding; protein tag activity.
AUGAAGGAGAGGGUCAGGCAGAGGCAUGUUAAUGGCAGUGGAGAAGUGGAUGCUUUCGCUAAAAGAUGCAGGAAGCAGAAGCCCAUGGCGCGCUAUGGCUUUGGAGAGGAUGCAAGAAAAUGCGAAAAAGGCGGCGAUUCGAAGAAGAUUGUGCUUAGACUGAAGGAUCCUGAUGGGACAGUAUUUGUUUUCAAAGCCAAACGGAAUGUAGCGUUCAGGAAGGUACUGGAGGCGUUUUCAAAUAGUGUUCAGAAGAGCAGUGAGGAGUUCAGAAUGUUAUUUAAAGGAAAGAACUUAGAUCUUGGAAUGACGCCUGAUGAUCUUGGGCUUUCUGAAACUGAAGAUAUCGAAGUGUUUACGUCACAGGAGGGAGGCAAUUGCUUGCUGGGCUCACAGCAGCUUAGAAUGAAGCAUGAGCAAUUCAUGAUCAGGCAGCCUGCAAUUGAUGGCCGGAUGCUUUGA